UGAUUGAAAAUGAGAAAUUGAGAAUUGUUACAGAAACGAUCGUGUGUUUUUCUCCAUCUUAAACUGACUGAAAUUGAGUUCUCCGGUCGAGCGUUCUUCCACAAACCCUAAUGUCGUUUCUUGAAGAAUUUCAAGCCAAUUUGGAUUCACUGCCAGUUAUUCUUCAGAAGAAGUAUGCGUUGUUGCGUGACCUAGAUAAGAGCUUACAUGAUAUUCAAAGGCAAAAUGAACAGCGUUGUGAACAAGAAAUUGAAGAUAUUAGGCGAGGAGUUAGGUCUGGAAACAUCACGCCUGAUACUUCAGUAAUUAGAUUCUCUGAUGAAGCGCUUGAUGAGCAAAAUCAUAGUAUCAGGGUUGCUGAUGAAAAAGUAGCCUUGGCUGUCCAGGCAUAUGAUUUGGUAGAUACACACAUACAACAUCUUGAUCAGUAUCUGAAAAGGUUUGGUGAGGAGAUUCGGCGUGAAAGAGAAAAUGCUGCAAUAACUGGAGUGCCUGCUUCAGGUUCUGAGGGUAAUACAAAAUCUGGAAGGGGUAAUGAAAGUGGUACUGGUAGAGGAGGGCGAAAAAAAACACGCCAAACGACUGUCACACCCGCAGCAACAGAAGCACAAGCCACUGCAAACCCAACUGGCAUGGAUUUAGAGUUACCAGUUGAUCCAAAUGAACCCACAUACUGCUUUUGUAAUCAAGUUAGCUAUGGAGCGAUGGUUGCAUGUGAUAACCCCAAUUGUAAAAUAGAGUGGUUUCAUUUUGGUUGUGUUGGCCUGAAAGAACAACCAAAAGGAAAAUGGUACUGUUCGAAUUGUGCAGCAACCAAAAAUCGGCGUAGAGGCAAAUGAGGCUGGCAGAAGAAUAAGAAUAAUGUUAAAAAUGAUUGAAUGUGUAUAUAAAUUUUAAUAUCUCUAGAAGGGAGUUAUUUAUAUUGGGCCUAGAAGCUUUGCUUUCGUAGCUGUUAUUAAUCGGGAAAUUAUGAAAGUACAAAUUUCCAAUGACUUAUAGUGGCUGUUUGUACAUUCCGUUGGUUUUGUACACAUUUGAAAGCUAUGGUUCUUUUUUAUUGUAGAUCUGGGUUGAAAAGGCCCGGAAUUAUUGUGUGUAUGUGACUAUGUGUGUACCAUACAAUGAAGUUUCUGCACAAAUUAUAGUUAGCAGUUGAGUUAUGACAUUUGUCGAUGUAACUAAA
Messenger RNA from Glycine soja, 1183 nucleotides. Its product is annotated as PHD finger protein ING1-like. Bases 111 to 839 code for a protein of 242 amino acids. The transcript has 7 exons. The record is from RefSeq and is a predicted model, not a curated record. Gene Ontology annotation, cellular component: nucleus. NCBI's taxonomy places the organism in Eukaryota, Viridiplantae, Streptophyta, Magnoliopsida, Fabales, Fabaceae.